AUGGCUAUCCUCUUUUCUUCUAAAAACCCAUCAUUUCUCAUUCUCUUCUUUUUAUCAUCUCUUCUCUCUCUCACUACCCAACAAUGCAACCAUCAUCACUUCUCUGCUUUACUCCACCUCAAGUAUGGUUUUAACUUCACUACUUCCACCCUCUCUACUCUUCCUUCUUGGAAUUCAAACAAUACCAAUUGCUGCUCUUGGGAAGGCAUCACGUGCGAUGGACCCACUGGUCACGUGAUCAGCCUCGACCUUAGUGAGCUCUUUAUCUCUGGUCGGAUUGAUUUUGAAAGUCUAUUUCGUCUUCGGAGCCUGCGGAGGCUCAACCUCGCUUACAAUGAGUUUGAUCCAUCUCCAUUCCCAUCUGGGUUUGACCAGCUCACCAGUUUGACCCAUCUCAACCUCUCUCACUUAUCCUUUUAUGGCCAAAUCCCACUGGAAAUCUCCCGCUUGACCACUUUGGUUUCUAUCGAUCUUUCUCGCAAUCAAUAUUGGAAUGGUUCUGGAUUUCAAUACCUGAAACUCGAAAACCCAAGCAUUGGAGCAGUCGUCCAAAACCUGUCCAAUCUGAGUGAACUCUAUCUGGACUGGGUACACAUCUUACUGCAGGGCCAGACCUUAGAUUUGCCACUCCCUACUCUCCGCAAGUUGAGCUUACGAUCUUGCCUUCCCUCAGGUUCCAGAUAUUCUUCCCUUUCGCACCUCCAUUUCUUAACUGAACUCGACCUCAGCGGAAACAAUCUAUCCUCUGCAGUGCCCAGCUUCCCAGGGAGUCUCCGCAAGUUGAUCUUACAAGAUUGUGAUAUUUCAGGCUCCAUCUAUUCUUCCCUUUCACAGCUCCAUUUCUUAUCUGAACUCGACCUCACCUAUACCAAUCUUUCCUCUGCAGUGCCCAAUUUCAUUGGGAACUUAUCCACAUUGACGUCCCUGCUCCUUAAAGAUUGUGGAUUGCAUGGAAAAUUCCCUGAGAGUGUUUUCCAGCUGCCAAAUCUACAAAUCAUUGACAUAUCACGCAAUCCACUUGUAGCUAUCAAUUUGCUGGAGUUCCCUCAAAACAAUACUCUACGGCAAUUGAUCCUUUCAUACACUGGAUUAUCAGGAAAGUUACCAGAUUCUCUCAGUAAUCUCAAAUUCUUGACUCAUUUAUACCUCAGAAAUUGCAACUUGUCAGGAUCAUUACCAUCCUCACUUUUGAACCUUACCAAACUGCAAUAUCUGUAUCUUUCAUCCAAUAAAUUGAGCAGUCCAAUUCCAUCAUCAUUGUUUUCACUCCCAUCAUUACAUACACUGGACCUCACAGGUAACCAACUUAGUGGUCAAUUAGGCGAGUUCCACAAUGCCUCUUCUUCACAGCUGGAGUUACUCUAUUUGGAUAGCAAUAAAUUGCAGGGGAUGAUACCGAGAUUUAUCUUUCAACUUACUCAGCUUCAACUACUUUCCCUUUCUUCCAAUAAUUUUAGUGGUGUUGUGGAGCUAUGCUUAUUUCAAAACCUCAAAAAACUUUCCUCUCUGGAUCUUUCAGAUAACAACUUGUCAGUCCAAUAUGGCAAUGGUAAUUCCACAUUUACUUCCAUCCCCCAGUUUGAAUCUUUGUUGUUACGUUCUUGCAACAUCAGCACAUUUCCAAAUUUCUUGAGAAAUCAAGAGCAGUUGGGGCAAUUGGACCUUUCCUACAAUAAAAUUAGUGGUGAAAUACCCAAAUGGAUAUGGGAGGUUGGCAAUGGGUCUUUAUACUCUUUAAAUCUUUCUCACAAUGUUCUGCAGGGAAUAGUACCAUCUCCCCAUCUUUUGUUGAUCAGUGACUUACGUGUUCUGGACAUUAGCUCCAACAAGCUAGAAGGCUCACUUCCUAUCCCACCACCGUCCAUCCUUUUCUUUUCAGUUUCAAACAAUGGCCUUGGUGGUGAAAUCCCUCAAUCAGUUUGCAAUGCAACAUCCCUAGCAGUCCUUGAUUUAUCUCAGAAUCACUUCAUUGGUCAGAUUCCACCAUGUUUGGGUGAGAUUGGUGAUAGGCUAAGUGUGUUGAAUCUUCAAGGAAAUGCUUUCAAUGGCACCUUACUUCAGACAUUUAAAGAGGGAUGUAACAUACAAACGCUUGAUCUCAGUGGGAAUCAAUUAGAGGGUCAAGUGCCAAGGUCUUUGGUCAAUUGCAAAAUGUUGGAGGUAUUAAACCUUGCAAACAAUCAAAUACAUGACACCUUCCCUUUUUGGUUGGAAGCUUUGUCCCAGUUGCGUGUUCUCGUCUUGAGAUCCAACCAAUUUCAUGGUACCAUUGGGCAUCCUAUAACAAAUCACCCUUUCCCUCUGUUACAAAUUUUCGACCUCUCUUUCAAUAGCUUUGAGGGUAAUUUGCCAUCAAAUAUGUUCAAGAGCUGGAAGGCAAUGAUGGAUGAGGACAAAUCCCAAUCUUUGGUCCUUGGCAAAAUGAUACCCAGAAGUUCCAUAUACUAUCAAAACAAAGUGUCUCUAGUCAUCAAAGGGCGACAGAUCGAACUAGUAAAGAUCCUUACAGCCUUUACUGUAGUGGAUCUCUCGAAGAACAAAUUUCAUGGAGAUAUCCCAAAAUCAAUUGGGGAUCUAAAGUCCCUCCUUGUGCUCAAUAUGUCCAACAAUGAUUUAACUGGCGGAAUUCCAACAUCAGUUCAGAAUCUAAGGGAUCUAGAGUCAUUAGAUCUCUCACAUAAUAAAUUGUCUGGAGAGAUCCCCUGGCAGCUAACAGAUCUAACAUUCCUUGCAAUGUUGAAUCUCUCACAGAAUUUCCUCGUGGGAAAAAUACCACAAAGCCGGCAGUUUCUUACAUUUAACAACGAAUCAUUCAAAGAGAACUUAGGAUUGUGUGGACCUCCACUAUCAAAUAAAUGCAAAAAUGCAGAGAGUGCACCACCGUCCGCUUUGUCAACAUUGCAAUCCGAAAGGAAUUAUGACUGGGAAUUAAUGUGUAUAGGAUUUGGAGUUGGAUACGGAUCAAGUGUAGGGAUACUUUUCUGGACCCUAGCACUUUGGAGGAAGGGAAGGAAAGAAUUCUAUAUAUUUAUUGAUGGAAUGUUUUCCUUAAAAUUUCCUUCCAUGGUGUUUCCUAAAUGGCAACGAUGGUGA
This is a messenger RNA of Magnolia sinica, 3093 nucleotides long. RefSeq names its product receptor like protein 22-like. Gene Ontology annotation, molecular function: protein binding. Bases 1 to 3093 code for a protein of 1030 amino acids. The record is from RefSeq and is a predicted model, not a curated record. The transcript has a single exon. Lineage: Eukaryota; Viridiplantae; Streptophyta; Magnoliopsida; Magnoliales; Magnoliaceae.